CCUACUGUCCACCCUUUUCUUUCUCUAUUUUUCUUUCCCUCCAAAGCCCUAAAUUUUCUUCUCUUUCUUUACCUAUUCAUCAAAACAACAACUACAAAAAGGAAGAAUAUCAUUUUUAUAUGGAACAUUAACAUGUGAUGAUGAAAGUUUGAGUUUGCUCCACCCUUUUAAGGAAAAAAACCCAACCCCUUAAGAUUUCUUCUCAGAAAUCAAAGCUCUUAUACUAAAUUUAAAAAAAAAAAAAAGAAAAAAAAGCUACUAUAUAUCAAUUCUUUUUUUCUUUCCCUCCUAGUAUUGCUCAAUAACUUACAAACUGCAAACACCAAAAAGAGGAACAGUCCCUUCACACUCCCAUCAAUCUCAUCACAUUCUCAAACAUCAAUUAUAUUAUCUCUUCUGCUUCAUCAUUUCCAGGGAACCCUAACAAAGAAGCAGCAACACCAACAAAUUCAACAAAAGAAGAAAUUGAAACUCUUGGAUCUGCAAACCAAAGCCUGAGAUCGAGACAGGUUCUAAUCUUCCAUGGAUUCAAUUCAAGAAUUUAUGGACACAUGUCACUCUGCUGGAAACACCUUCACCACCACCACCACCAACAACAACAACAACAACACCGUGGCUGGAACAAGUGGUAGCUCAUCGUCAUCGCCGGCGGGUUCAACGACGAGCAGCAGCCGGUACGAGAACCAGAAGCGGCGUGACUGGAACACUUUCGGACAGUACCUGAAGAAUCACCGUCCUCCUUUGUCCCUCUCUAGGUGCAGCGGUGCACAUGUUCUUGAAUUUCUCCGGUACCUGGACCAAUUUGGGAAGACGAAGGUGCACACGCCGAUCUGUCCAUUCUACGGGCACCCGAACCCGCCGGCGCCAUGUCCGUGCCCUCUGAGGCAAGCCUGGGGGAGCCUGGACGCCCUCAUCGGCCGGCUCCGUGCGGCUUUCGAAGAGAACGGAGGGAAGCCUGAGGCGAAUCCGUUCGGAGCACGCGCCGUGAGGCUCUACCUCCGCGAGGUUCGUGAUCUGCAGUCCAAAGCAAGAGGUAUCAGCUAUGAGAAGAAGAAACGCAAGCGUCCACCGCCACAACAACAACCACAACAACAACAAUCCAAUAUCGGCGUCGGAGUCGGAGUCGGAGUCGGAGUAGUACUACCUCUUCAUCAUCACAUGCCACCACCUCCAGGUGCAAGAACAACUCAUCAUCAAUAAACCAAAUAAAUAAAUAAAAUUCUCAAUUCUACUCUCUCUCUCUCUCUCUUGAUCUUCAUCUUUCUCCCCUCGGUCUAUAUAUAUAUAUAGGGGAAACUGAAUGAACCUUGAUGCUUAAAGCUGAAUCUGAAAUUUGUGAAGACAAUGGUUUAAUUUAAUGUGGUGAAUGAUAUAAUAUAUAAUUAGGGUUUGUAUUAUUAUUAUUUUGCCUUUUGUAAUUUUGGUGGAAGGUGCUAGCUGCAAUGUGGUAUGGUCCAUUGUUAUGUUAAGUGUGUUUUGUUUCAGAAGCAAAAGUGUAAAGAGGAUCUGGGAUCUUCAUUUUGAUAUAAAAAAAAAAAUAUAUGAUGAUGCAUCAUCGUCUUUUAAAGCA
Messenger RNA from Arachis duranensis, 1570 nucleotides. Its product is annotated as protein LIGHT-DEPENDENT SHORT HYPOCOTYLS 4. The transcript has 3 exons. Gene Ontology annotation, cellular component: nucleus. Gene Ontology annotation, biological process: response to light stimulus; mRNA transcription. Lineage: Eukaryota; Viridiplantae; Streptophyta; Magnoliopsida; Fabales; Fabaceae. The record is from RefSeq and is a predicted model, not a curated record. Bases 523 to 1200 code for a protein of 225 amino acids.